Molecule: messenger RNA, 2368 nt
Organism: Anthonomus grandis grandis
Lineage: Eukaryota; Metazoa; Arthropoda; Insecta; Coleoptera; Curculionidae
Product: insulin-like growth factor-binding protein complex acid labile subunit
Exons: 4
Coding region: 311-1909 (532 amino acids)
Cellular component (GO): extracellular matrix
Molecular function (GO): protein binding
Source: RefSeq, a predicted model, not a curated record
AAUGCCGCUGGUUAGUGUGAUUCGAGCUACGGUCCGCUUAGUGCACGCAUCUCGUUUUUGCUGCAGAAGCUUUCAAGCUCUCGGAGUUUACGUCGUCGUGAACAAUUUUUUUGAUUUUUACGAUAUUCGUUUCCCUAUAUUGGAUUUGAAUAUUUUUUGUAUGACGAUGUAAAUAAAUUAUUUUUUUUUUGGACAAAUUACCGCACGGAAUAGUGCCAGAGUUUUUUUUUAUCUUCUUGUAUUUUUGGUGGUUAGUUUUGGAUUAAUGUAGAGGAGUAGUGGUGGAUGGAGGAGAAAAUUGACUCGCUUAAUGAUGAUUUUACUUCAUGGUUACAAUAAAACGAUAUCGCUUUUCUCAAUGGAAAACUUAAAAUUGCAGAUCAUAACCCUCAAAGCAAUGCUGUUCCUCCUGUUCAUCUCACUUCUGCUACCAGGUCCAAGCAUAGCAGGCAGCAUGCUCGGCUGUCCCGCAGGCUGCAUGUGCAACGAUGACACUUACGUGGUCCAUUGUGAACGAAGCAAACUGGAUGUCAUCCCCAUAACCCUGAACCCUGCCAUCCAAAGACUGGUGCUACGUAACAACAAGAUCAAAACGGUGGACGCCGCAUUCCAAUUCUACAAGGAUCUACAGUACGUUGACCUGUCUAAUAACCACUUGGUAAACAUACCUACCAAGAGCUUCUUUCACCAAGAGAAACUCCAGGAGCUGCACCUGAACAAGAACAAACUUUCCUCAAUUAAUAACAAGACUUUUCAAGGCCUUAAGGCCUUGACUGUGCUGAACUUGCGAGAGAACUUCCUGGAAGAGCUUAGUCAAGGGAUUUUCUCGAUACUUCCAAAGCUUGAGGAGCUUAAUUUAGGACAAAACCGGAUAUCCAAAAUUGAUGCUUUAGCCUUUGAUGGUCUGUUGGGCCUAAGGGUUUUAUUCUUGGAUGACAAUUUACUUACCUCAGUACCAACUCCGUCAUUCCCAGUGAUGAAUAGCUUGGCUGAACUCCACGUGGGGCUCAAUGCCUUCCACUUUCUACCUGACGACUCCUUUAAGGGUCUGAGCAAGUUAUCCGUUUUGGACCUAAGCAGCGGCGGAAUCACUAACAUAAGCGAACACGCCUUCCGAAGUUUAACUGGCCUAAGAAACCUAAAUCUAGCCGACAACAGACUGAAAGAGAUCCCAACCAAUCAGUUGAGCUACUUAUCUCGCUUAGAGGAGCUCACCAUUGGGCAAAAUGAGUACGUCACUUUACCAAAGGGAGCUUUUAAGAGCCUGACCAACUUAAGAAAGCUAGACAUUACCGGUGCUAAGAACCUAGAACAUAUCGAAAAGGGAGCCUUCACAGAUAACAUGAACCUAGAAACUAUAUUGCUGGUAAGCAAUAAGAAGCUGGAAAACUUAGACGAGGGUGCCUUAGUGGGGCUACCGAACCUUCGGCACCUGGUGCUACGAGAAAACGCUUUUAAAAGCCUUCCGGAGUCGGUGGUGUCGUGGAACGAGUUGCGUGCACUAGAGCUCACAGACAAUCCAAUAAAUUGUGACUGCCAACUGCUCUGGCUGCUAAACCUCGCUAACCAAAAGAACUUAACGAACGUGCAGUGCGCCAGUCCGUUAAACUUGCGCGAUAAACCAUUAAAAUCCUUAACCAGUGACGAUUUGGGUUGCUCCUUCGGCGAUCCGAACCAAAGGGUCAUCAUAGUAACUUUCUGUGUUAGUGCCGUAAUUCUUUUAGCUGUAUUAGGGUUGUUUCUGUUCAGGUAUCGGCUGAAAGUACGAGAUGCUCUAAAGGAUUAUAAGUUUAAUAAAAGGGCGAUCAGUCGCAAGGAGCACGAGUACCAAAAGACAUUUUCGGAGGAUGAGUACACGUUGAGAACGGGACAGUUGCCGAUCAAGCAUAUUCCUGUAACAGAGUUGUAGCUAGAGUUGAGCGCGCCGCCCUCAGGGGUGUUUUGUCUGGAGGGCGAAGCGGGGCGGCGUGCUCGGAGCCCUAGGGGUCCUGGGGGCACCUUGCCCGCCACCGGGUUCACUUAUAUUCGCACCAAUGAUGGCGCUUGUAGGGCGCAUUCGAUGCGGACUCUCAAUAUUAUCGAUCCCGGUACUUGUCCGCGCAGGUACGACUGUCCUAGUGACUUGUUUCCGCCUCGUUAAGAGAACAAGUUUAAUUUGUUGAUUUUAGGCCUGUAGAGGUCUGAGGAAGAGUUUGAGAUUUUUUUUUGUUAUUAAAAUCAACAAAUUAGAGCUUGAAGCGUGCACAAAGAUCGGUUGGCAUCUUAAAAUAAUUGCGCGGACUGAGCAAUAAAAGAAUGAAUCCAUUCCACAAAAUGUGAUUUUUUACGAUAUAAGUAUAAGACUGUACAAUAUAGAUUUGUAAGAUUU